ACCGGAUGCGUUUAGUUUUGGUUUUAACUCAACUUGCUGUCAACCCGGAAAGAGGCUGCGCGAGUGGCACAAGGCUCGGCUUUCUGUGCGGAGCUUUCAUCUGUUUUCGCGGAUAAAUGAGCGCGCAUUGUGCGUGUAUUGUGUUCUGAGAGCGCGCUGAACAAAACACACACUGCGGAACGCGGAUGAGUCACGAGCCUUAGGGAUUCUGGAAGUGAAAUCUGGGACAUGCCUUACCUGGACAGACAAAACCGGACCUGUGGAUUCCUGGAUAUUGAGGAAAAUGAGAACAGUGAUAGGUUUUACCGGCGUUAUUUUAUCUUGGAUACUCAUGAGAAUUUUCUCCUAUGGUAUAUGGACAAUCCACAGAACCUACCUUUGGGAACAGAGUUUGUUGGGAGUCUGCGACUCAGUUACAUUUCAAAGGUUAAUGAAGCAUCAGUAAAACAGAAACCAAAGGCAGAGUUCUGUUUUGUUAUAAAUGCAUUGUCUAGACGGUACUUUCUGCAGGCUAAUGAUGCUGUGGACUUGAAGGAAUGGGUCAUUGCUCUGAAUAAUGCCACCAAAAUUACAGUUCCCAAAGCUUCACCAGUGACCCAAAGCUCUGAUGUCACAAAUGUUUCAAACCCAAGUCAUUCGACAUCUGGACAGGCGUAUAAAACAGAAAUUGUCGGAGGAGUGGUUGUGCACACGCCAGUCCAACAGGUUCCUCAGAGCGAUUCUGAGGACGUCUUCACGAGUGAACUAGGGUCACACGUCACUUUAAGAAGAUGCCAGAGUGUGCGUCCAAACGUCGUGAGGUCUGGCUUCUGUGUCAAGCAAGGCAAUGUGAGGAAAAGCUGGAAGAGGAGGUUUUUUAUUUUGGAUGACCAAACUGUGAGCUACUAUAAAUCUGAAAUGGAUAAGGAACCGUUGCGCAGUAUUCGACUGCGGGAUGUGCUGAGAGUUAACGAGUGCCUUGUAAAAUCAGGGGAUCUGCUGUCUCGUGAUAACCUUUUUGAAAUCACCACAAGUACCAGAACCUUCUACAUUCAGUCAGACACUCCAGAAGACAUGAAGGGCUGGAUCAUGGAUAUUUCCUCAAAAAUUGAAGACUUUAGAGGGCCACCCAAGUUCCACUCUUCCAGCAAAAUGUUUUCUGCGCAGAAGAAGCCUCAGCUGACGAAGAGCUGCUCCACUGUAGAUUCGUGGCAACCGUGGACCCCGGUGCCCAAUCAGGAGCAGCUUUUAAAGGAGGAGGGUCAAAAAGAUGGGCCGUACAGCUCUCUCCCCUCACUCUCGCACACAAGCCACGUCUCUCAGUCAAAAGAUCGACAUCGGCACCAUUCCCAGCCUCAACUCCCUCCCAACGACACAGACUUUUCUCACAGUCUCGAUCAUCUCCGCUCCACUGAUGUUUAGUUGCUUUAACGGAUACUUCUGACCAGCGCAUUGAUAGUGUUGUGAUUUUUGCUUUUAGUUGUAGAGCUGCACGAUUCUGGACAAAUUGAGAAUCACGAUUUUUUUGUUUAAAAUAGAAAUCACGAUUCUUCCAUGA
Messenger RNA from Pimephales promelas (fathead minnow), 1537 nucleotides. RefSeq names its product pleckstrin homology domain containing A2 (gene plekha2). The record is from RefSeq and is a predicted model, not a curated record. Lineage: Eukaryota; Metazoa; Chordata; Actinopteri; Cypriniformes; Leuciscidae.